UGACAUUAGCUCUAGGAUAACAUUUUCAUUUCUGUUUCAUUGGUUAAUAGAUUCGGGUCCACCAAGGAAACUUCUUAACAAAGGAGAUGAGGAGGGAAAGCCUAAAUCCAUUUCCAAGAAAUUUGUGAAAGGGCAGUUAAGACCUGGAAGAGCUAGUGGCAAACAAUUCAAGAAUAAACAGCAGUCAGAAAAGCUUGCAAAGAAGAGGAAGCUCCAGGAUGGUGAAGAGGGAGGGUCAGAUUCUAAGAAGCCAAAGUGGAGUGACUUCAAAAAGAAAAGGAAGGAGUUAAAGCAAAACAGACAACUUAAUGAUAAAAGUAAUUAUGACAUAAUUGUAAAAUCAAAGCAAAUAUGGGAAAAUGUGAGAAGGAAGAAAUGUGAUAAGGAAAAGCGAGAAAAGCUAAUGAAUGAACUACAGAAGCUUCUUCAAGGAAAAAUUAAAAGUCUGGCAUUUGCACAUGAUUCAACUCGAGUGAUCCAGUGCUUUAUUCAGUAUGGCAAUGAGAAGCAAAGGCAAGAGACAUUUGAAGAAUUGAAAGAUAGCCUAGUAGAGUUGAGCAAGUCAAAAUAUUCCAGAAAUAUUGUGAAGAAGUUUCUUAUGUAUGGGACAAAACCACAAGUUGCAGAAAUAAUAAAAAGUUUUAAAGGCCAUGUGAAAAAAAUGCUCCGUCAUGCCGAAGCAUCUGCUGUAGUGGAAUACGCAUAUAAUGACAAAGCCAUUCUGGAGCAGAGGAAUAUGCUGACAGAAGAACUAUAUGGGAACACUUUCCAGGUUUACAAGACACCAGUUGUCCCAACUCUGGAUAAAGUGUUAGAAGCUCAGCCUGAAAAGAGAGAGGCCAUCUUGGAUGAAAUGAAACAGAUUCUUACACCAAUGGCACAAAAAGAAGCUGUGAUAAAGCACUCACUGGUACAUAAAGUAUUUUUGGACUUUUUCACUUAUGCUCUUCCGAAACAAAGAUCUGAAAUGAUAGAAGCGAUCAGAGAGGCUGUCAUCUACCUGGCACACACUCAUGAUGGAGCCCGAGUAGCAAUGCACUGCUUAUGGCAUGGUACUCCCAAGGACAGAAAAGUCAUUGUGAAAACUAUGAAGACAUAUAUUGAAAAAAUAGCAACAGGUGAAUUUUCUCAUCUGGUCUUGCUGGCAGCAUUUGAUUGCAUUGAUGACACUAAACUUGUGAAACAGUUAAUUAUAUCUGAAAUAAAUGCUUCUUUGCCCAGUAUAAUAAACAACAAACAUGGAAAGAAGGUCUUGUUAUACUUGCUGAGUCCUAGAGACCCUGCACAUUUUGUUCCAGAAAUCAUCACGCUUCUGCAACAGGGAGAUGGCAAUGCCUACAG
This is a messenger RNA of Pelecanus crispus (Dalmatian pelican), 1341 nucleotides long. NCBI's taxonomy places the organism in Eukaryota, Metazoa, Chordata, Aves, Pelecaniformes, Pelecanidae. The record is from RefSeq and is a predicted model, not a curated record.